UAAUUGGUACGUCCCAUCGCCGCUGCCUCCACAGCGGCACGAAGGCGAGCGCAUUCCAGAAAAGGGGGGGAGAGAACGGAGUUUGAACCAAGCGAGCGAGAAGCGGAGGGGAUUUGGUGAGGCGCUCGAAAUAAUUGGGAGGAAGGUUAAAGGCGACCCCCGAGUCCACUGGAUCAUUCAGAAAAAUGCUUGGAUUCCUAAAGCAGCCCAUUGUCUUUUCGGUGGAGAUCAACGUAAACCUUGUGGUUUUGGCUGCGAUUGGGUUAAUAAGCCGGCUGUGGGCGCUGUCCUAUCCGAGAGCUGUAGUUUUCGAUGAAGUCUAUUACGGCCAGUUCCUCUCCUUGUACAUGAAGCGGAUCUUUUUUGUAGAUGACAGUGGAUCGCCGUUUGGCCACAUGCUUUUUGCUUUCGGAGGUUAUUUGGGUGGAUUUGAUGGAAAUUUCCUGUGGAACAGGAUAGGAGCAGAAUACACCUCCAAUGUGCCGGUUUGGGCUUUGCGGCUACUCCCAGCAGUAGCCGGUGGCUUGUGUGUUCCCUUGGCAUACCAAAUAUUGGUCGAGCUACAUUUCACCCAUUUUGUUGCCCUGGGUGGUGCAGUCCUGAUUUUGCUUGAAAAUUCACUUAUUACUCAGUCCAGACUGAUGCUUUUGGAGUCAAUUCUAAUCUUUUUCAUCCUCCUGGCAGUGUUAGCUUAUCUGAAGUUUUACAACUUGCAGAAACAAAGCCCCUUUUCUGCAAGGUGGUGGUUCUGGCUGUUGCUAGCAGGGAUCUCCUGCUCUUGUGCAGUUGGGGUGAAAUACAUGGGCCUCUUCACUUACGUCCUCAUUCUGAGCCUGGCAGGAAUCCAUUGCUGGCAACUGGUUGGCGAUUGCUCCUUGUCCAAUAUCUCCCUGCUGUGGCACUUCUUAGCCCGAGGAUUAGCUCUUCUGAUCAUCCCAGUCGGUCUCUAUCUCUCGUUUUUCUACAUCCAUUUGAUGUUGCUCUACCGGUCCGGGCCCCACGAUCAAAUCAUGAGCAGCGCUUUCCAGGCCAGCUUAGAGGGGGGUCUUUCUCGCAUCACUCAGGGGCAGCCCUUGGAAGUGGCUUAUGGUUCCCAGAUUACGUUGAGGAAUAUCUUGGGCAAACCCUUACCUUGUUGGCUUCAUUCCCACCGGAAUACAUAUCCCAUCAGGUAUGAAAAUGGACGGGGCAGCUCCCAUCAGCAGCAGGUGACUUGCUAUCCCUUUAAGGAUGUGAAUAACUGGUGGAUUGUCAAGGAUCCCGGGAGGCAGCAUCUGGUAGCUAGCAACCCUCCACGGCCUGUGAGACACGGCUACAUUGUGCAGCUGGUCCACGGAAUUACCACCCGUUACCUUAACACGCAUGACGUGGCUGCGCCGCUGAGCCCACAUUCCCAAGAGGUGUCCUGUUACAUCGAUUACAACAUUUCCAUGCCCGCCCAGAAUCUCUGGAGAGUGGAAAUUGUGAACCGGGACUCAGAUAACGAGAUUUGGAAAACAAUCCUGUCUGAAGUCAGGCUGGUCCAUGUCAACACGUCAGCAGUGCUAAAGCUCAGCGGAGCCUCUCUACCCGAGUGGGGCUACCGGCAACUGGAGGUCAUUGGCGAAAAGAUUUCCAAGGGCUACCACCAAAGCAUGUUGUGGAAUGUGGAAGAGCACCGAUACGGGAAAAGCCAUGAACAAAAAGAGAGAGAGGUGGAAUUGCAUCUGCCCACUCAGAUCAACAUCAGCCAGAACCUCACCUUCAUUGCCAAGUUCACCGAACUGCAGUGGAAGAUACUCACUCUGAAAAAUGAGGAUACAGAACAUAAGUACAGCUCGUCUCCUUUGGAUUGGGUCACCAUGGAGACCAACAUUGCUUAUUGGUUCCAUUCCAGCUCAGGGGCUCAAAUUCACCUCUUGGGCAACGUCGUCAGCUGGACGUCGGCCAACACAGCCACAGUCGUCUACGUGGUUUUGCUCCUGGGGUACCUGCUGCGGCGACAGCGGAAUAUCCGGGAUAUCCCUGAAGAGACAUGGCAGCAGUGGAUCCUGGCCGGAAGCAUUUUUGUAGGUGGAUGGGCUGUGAACUAUCUCCCGUUCUUCCUGAUGGAGAAGACCCUCUUUCUUUACCAUUAUCUGCCAGCCGUUACUUUUCAAUUGCUCCUGAUCCCCGUCAUCCUGCAGCACACGAGCGACUUCCUCUGCAGGUCCAGACUUUCUAAGAGCAUGCACAGUGCCUUAGUGGCAGCCUGGUUAUCUUCUGUCUACCUUACAUACCACACAUUCCGGCCGCUCACCUAUGGCGAGCCGGCGCUCUCCAAAGCCGAGUUGGAGGCCCUGCGUUGGAAGGACAGCUGGGACAUUUUGAUCCGCAAACGCUGACCGAGGCCGGGAGACGGAUGGGCGAGAAAAGGAAGAUGAAGAAUUCAUCUUAACUAUAAAUCCCUUCCACUUUGGACCAAUUCUGACAUUACUUACGUUCCCUGAAACAGCAUUAUUGAAUUGGAAAUGCCCAGCAGGAUGGACAUGUGGGUGGCCUGGGCUGUUUUUCCGGUUUCCCCUGCAGAGGAAAAAUCCUGAGCAAGCUCUAUUUGGACAAGUGAAAGAAAAAGAAGUGAACUUUGCUCAUUUGGGGCAGAGGAAGGGGGAAAAUCCUCCCCCAGUCUCUUGAGUGUGGAAAGAGUGCACAGGCCUUUCUGGCCAGAGACCACCUCAACGUGGAUGGGGUUCAUUGAGACCAUAAACAUUUGGGAAUAUUGAAGUUUUGCAGAACCGGCUCUGAUGUUAAUGUGAAAGAGGAACAGGGAGAAAUCAACCUGAACAUGAAACUUGUUUAUCUCAGCCCAUAAAAAGGGCAGGGCUACCAUCACUUGGUAGGAGCACCAUUAUGAACCCAUGGAGCAUCACUGCAGACCUCUCGUCUUCAGCUUCCAGAGGUCUCAACAGUGGCUGGCUAAGAUGCUCUGGGAAUUGAGGUACCCCCAUGGAAGCUAUGCUGAUCAGGAAGACUUGAGGGCUGACAGGCAUGAAUUUUGGGUAUGGUAAAACCUAUCCAUCAAGUUGGUGUCUUUCUCUAUGAUCUUAUGGAUGACCCCAAGGGUCUGCAGAACCCAAAUUACUUGAAGGAGUAAGCUGUUCCGCAGGGCUGAUUUUUUCCACCCACUUCCAUCUAUUCCACUCAACCUUCUACUUGGUACCUUCAAAGAUGUGGAUCCUCCCCCCCACCCCAAAACCAUGCUGAAAAUUUGGAGGCUUGCAGUCCACAGAUUUGGACUAUCCCACCCUCCCCAUGUAAAUGAGAAAGCAUUCAUUUAUUUUGCGCUCGCAUCUAUGAAGGCCAGAGAGCCUGCCUGUUCAAAGCAAGCUUAGCAUUGAAAGGCUGCAGACCUCCAGAUCACCACUAGAUGGCAGCAGAACAAUGUGGAAAACCAUUUCUUGGCCCCCUAGUGGCCAUCUGGAGGGUGGCAGCCCAGCUAUGAUCACUCCUAGUUUAGAAAAUGGUGCUAGACAGCUUAAAAAAAUAUGAAAGUUAAUUAAAAAAUCAACUGAUUCAAAGUCCUGCUUGCAGCUGGGCACUUCGACAGAAAAGUCUCCCUUUCUUGCUGUGAACUUCUACGGUUAAUGAAGGUGCUGUAUUUAUUCUUUUGAUGUAAGGAUUUUUUUUAACGUGAAACAAAAUAGAAACGAUUAAAGGCAACUGUAAUUUUGA
Messenger RNA from Candoia aspera, 3690 nucleotides. RefSeq names its product protein O-mannosyltransferase 1 (gene POMT1). Gene Ontology annotation, cellular component: endoplasmic reticulum; membrane. The transcript is spliced from 20 exons. The record is from RefSeq and is a predicted model, not a curated record. Lineage: Eukaryota; Metazoa; Chordata; Lepidosauria; Squamata; Candoiidae. Gene Ontology annotation, molecular function: dolichyl-phosphate-mannose-protein mannosyltransferase activity. Bases 186 to 2363 code for a protein of 725 amino acids. Gene Ontology annotation, biological process: protein O-linked glycosylation via mannose.